AUGCAAACAAGAUCUCACAUCAAACAAAACAAAGAGUUCGAAAGCGCCAAGAUGAAGGGCACUGCCACUCAGCAAUCUCCGAACACCACAAGGAACGUCAACGCACCUUUGAGCCAUUUAAUUCAAAUUCUCAGCUCAUCUAGGGUUUUUCUUGCUCCACCUUCCCUACCAAUUGUGUUGCGGUUAGGAAUGGACGGCGAGGAGUUGACUGAGCAGGAGACUGCUCUUUACGAUCGCCAAAUUAGGGUUUGGGGCGCUGGUGCCCAGAGAAGACUGAGCAAAGCUCAUAUACUAGUCUGUGGAAUUACUGGAACUAUUGCUGAGUUUUGCAAGAAUAUUGUACUAGCCGGAGUUGGUAGUUUGACACUGGUUGAUGAUCGGGCUGUGACCGAAGAAGCGCUUUCUGCCAACUUUCUGAUACCUUCUGAUGAAAAUGUGUGUGCCGGGAAAACUCUAACUGAACUUUGUCGCGAUUCUCUGAAAGAUUUCAAUCCGAUGGUUCGUGUUUCUGUAGAAAAAGGUGAUUUGUCAAGCUUCGGAGCAGAGUUCUACAGUAAGUUUGAUGUCGUCGUUGUCAGUUGUUGCUCCUUCACAACUAAAAAAUUGAUAAAUGAAAAAUGCCGAAAGUUAUCGAAGCGUGUGGCAUUUUAUACAGUUGACUGUAGAGACUCUUGUGGUGAAAUAUUUGUUGAUCUGCAACACCACAAAUACUCGAAGCAAAAACGGGAGGAAGCAAUCGAAUGCGAACUACAUUAUCUAAGUUUUGAGGAAUCAAUUUCAGUACCUUGGAAAGCACUUCCCAGGAAAUUCUCAAAACUAUACUUUGCUAUGCGAGUAAUAGAAAGGUUUGAAGAAGCUGAGCAACGUAAACCUGGAGAAUUAUCAAUUGCAGAUCUUCCUGCUGUUGUGAAGUUGAAAAAGGAGCUCUGUGAGGCACAGUCAUUGAACGAAUCUCAUAUCCCAAAUGUCCUCCUCGAAAGACUGGUGACUGAUACAAGAGAAUUUCCUCCAGUUUGUCCCAUCAUUGGGGGGAUUCUCGGACAGGAGGUCAUUAAGGCAAUAUCAGGCAAAGGAGACCCUCUCAAGAAUUUCUUCUUCUUCGAUGCUAUGGAUGGAAAGGGCAUAAUAGAGGACGUAUCAGGGAAGACUUGA
This is a messenger RNA of Prunus armeniaca (apricot), 1152 nucleotides long. NCBI's taxonomy places the organism in Eukaryota, Viridiplantae, Streptophyta, Magnoliopsida, Rosales, Rosaceae. The record is from the annotation of a GenBank genome assembly.